This is a messenger RNA of Opisthorchis viverrini, 2803 nucleotides long. RefSeq lists its product as hypothetical. The transcript has 9 exons. Gene Ontology annotation, cellular component: cytoplasm; ubiquitin ligase complex. Bases 1 to 2310 code for a protein of 769 amino acids. Gene Ontology annotation, biological process: protein polyubiquitination; positive regulation of proteasomal ubiquitin-dependent protein catabolic process; ubiquitin-dependent protein catabolic process. The record is from RefSeq and is a predicted model, not a curated record. NCBI's taxonomy places the organism in Eukaryota, Metazoa, Platyhelminthes, Trematoda, Opisthorchiida, Opisthorchiidae. Gene Ontology annotation, molecular function: zinc ion binding; ubiquitin protein ligase activity; ubiquitin conjugating enzyme binding.
AUGUGGCCCGUCUCGGGGUCCCUAUCCAGGAAGACGGCAGCGACCAGCGCAGCUGAGUUUUAUGUUAACGGCCUUCAUUCUUCGCUGCCAAGUCAUUGUUUGACUGCCAUUGGCUCUCUCCCACCCUUCACGUGGUGGUGCGAAAGGAGCCCUGCGACGAAUUCGGUCGACUGGCAUACGCAACACGUGGCCAAACCAGCGCAACCUAUGCAGUGUGAUCAGUUCAUCUAUCGAGGCUGCAAUACCCUUCCAGUGCCUAGCUGUCACGCUACCCGAAAGAAGCACGAGGGCUGGGAUACUGCCAGGUUGCCCAAGCCUAGACAGGGGAAGUCGAGAUGCAGAGGUCGGGUUCGAACCACGGACCCUCCGUCACGCGUUGUCCACCUCGCGACUUGCGCAAUUCCGAAGGAGGCACGGAGAACAACACUCGACCCGGUAGGUGGUGUUUCGGCAUGUGCAGCACAUGGCCCAUCCAUCGCAGUUGAUGGUGCUGAAUGUUUUCCGCGAUUGAAGUGCCUGCUGUACAACCUUCGACAACCUCCGGUUGUGGGGCACCUCAUCUGGAGGGGACGUCACUUUCGGUUGGUGUGUCCCUUUAUGGGCCCAAUUCGCAUGAAUAUGGAUGGAAGAGACUGGAGUUGCCCCAUAUGUUUGGAGCCUACUGCAGCCGAUCUGGUGGUGAAACUGUCGCAGUGUGGUUGUUCAUUUUGCAGACCAUGUUUGGUGCGUUACCUCACCACUAUACUUGGUGAUUCGUUAGAUGCGGACUUCUCCUGUCCAAGCUAUCGAUGCGAUGCGAAGGGUUUACUCACAGAAUCUGAAAUUAAAGACCUCCUACCAACGAUAACAUUGUAUGACCAAUAUCUCAAUCGUCGCCUGGACAGAGGUGAGUUGGGGAAAUUAUUCCUUCUAGUACAUUCACUUCGUUUUCCAGAGGUUCAAACGAAUAGUGCACUGACAUUUUGCCCAGCGGCUGGCUGCGGCGCAAUCUGUGAUAUCCUGCCCAAACCCAUCCCUCGUUCCUCACCAGGCCCCGGCUCUAAUGUUGUUUUCAAGCGGUUUCAAUGGUGGAAUCGUUCGCCACUUAUCCAGAGACAACCAACCAAUGAUUCGGCCCUCACUUUAGACAACCCAACUAUAUCUGAAAAGUCAAUACCUGGCGUACGAACUAGCUAUGGUGAUAGCGAUUCUUUUCCCACAAACCACGAACGACUAUGCAAUGCCAAAUCUCCGUCAAGUUUCACGCGUCCGCACUCCCCAUCCAAAAAAAGUCGGGCGACACGAGUCAUCUGUCACGUCUGUGGUCACGCUUUCUGUGCGCGGUGUCAUCUAGCAUGGAAUAAUGCUGAGCAUUGCCAGUGUGAAAGUUAUUCACAUCAGGAACGUAAUUAUUUCCAUUUGCGGAAGUCGGCACACAGCAAAAAUUCCCGCUUGAUUGACGUAACCACCGAAGGGAACUCUGUGCAGCAGCAGCAGAACAUGCCAAACGGAACUGCCAAUUCAUCGCUUUCUAGGAAGUCUGACCAUCCACGACGAGUCCGUCUACGAAUACCCGCCUACAGACAUCGAAAUCUGCACAAGACUCAUAGUCGAGUCGAUUCAAAGCCCGAUUCCAAAAAGGAUUCCUCUGCUGACCCGGCAGGCGUAGAUUUUGCCGUUGGUUUCCCACCCUAUCCUGAAGAUGCAUCCUUGAAACGCUGCCCAACUUGUUUCGUCCCAAUCGAGAGAGUUGAUGGAUGUGCUCAAAUGCGGUGUCGUUCAUGUAAACAUACGUUCUGUUGGUACUGUCUGUCCUCGCUGGAUCGAGAUGUCCUUCUUCGUCACUACGACGUUGGUGCUUGCAAGGGCAAGCUGGGCCAUUCACGAGCGUCUAUUCUGGGGCAUCGAAUUUAUGUCAUUAGUGUUUUCGCUGGUUUCACUCUGCUGUUCAUCAUCACCGCUCCAUUCGUCAUCAUGUCACUUCCGUGUAUUUUGUGUUCCAAAUGCGAGUUAGCCUAUCGUCAGCGCCGACUCCGUAAGCGUCACACCGCUGGAGUGGUUCUCUCAACGGAUAAAGGUUCACAGGAAUCUCAAGACCAUGUGACUGAAUCGUCAAGCUCUUCAUCUUUUUCGCUUUCCAGAGAACAUAACCUUGCAGAGUCAGACAACCAUAAACCCGGUUGUACAAUCGUUGUUCCGCAAACUGCGGAUAUCCACUGGUGUGUGGAUGCUACCCCUGACGUCUCAAGUGACUCUGAGCCUGUCCCGUCAGAACGAAGCAUUGCCCGAAUCCCCGCAUCCAAUACGGGCCACUCUGUCAUUUUCAGUUAAGCAUUUAUUAUCCUGUCCUCAUCAGGUUUCCUUGUAUUUUCUUAGUAGCGCCACAGUUCUUUCGCCAACUGACACACUGCUCCAACGUACAGUGUGCAACGCGACCCUGCUUAUCUCCACCCCUGUGUUCUUGCAUUUAUUUUGAGCUACUCCCAAACGCAUGAGUAGGCGUUUUGUAGGACAAUAUGUUUUCCCACAGAGCCCGGAAACAGUCCCGUGAAGGGAUAUGUUUACCUCAGUCGCAUGCGGCUUGUACUGAAGCGAAUGGGUGAUGUUUUCAGGUCAAAAAUCUCCUCAGUUCUUCCUGAUUUCAUUCACAGUUUUUUAUUUCAAAAAUGACCUUAUCACUGUGUUUAAAUUAUUUCAACAAUCAUAUUGCCUCUUUAACUGGAGCGUCCCCACUCGUAUAAAGGUCUCAACUCUUAUUCAUGGCUUUCAUGCUAUGUCGGUCUUUCCACUUGUUCUUUUAAUCUCGUUCGUUUUUCUAUUGCCC